UGCUGAUAACACUUACUGAUAACGGUCGGUUUUCACUUCCUGGUUGCAACAGCAUGGAAUUCAAAAGGCUAACGUAAGAGACGAUGUGCUCCAAAAACGACGUAAUUCUGCCACUGUCGUCAGUUCUCCCGACGACGUGACCUAAGAACGAAUUCCGAACAAUGGCCGCUACGACGAAUAAACUACGAGCCCUGAUCAUGGGUGCCCCGGGCUCGGGCAAAGGUACGGUAUCUGAACGCAUAGUGCGUGCGUUCGACAUACUUCACGUAUCAAGCGGCGAUAUUUUGAGGAAAAUGAUACGAGAGAAAACCGAUAUCGGUGUCCAGGUGAAAAAAUUCGUCUCUAGCGGGCAACUCGUGCCGGACGAGCUCUUGUUAAAGGCCAUCGACUCCGAGUUAAAACGCUUGUCGUCGGCCGACCGCAGUUGGCUACUAGAUGGAUUUCCCAGGACUAAAGCACAAGCUUUGAGCCUGUUUAAUGUGGCACCUGUCCAAGUAGUCAUCAGUCUUGAUGUACCUUUUGAGGUCAUCAUAAACCGAGUAAAAGGUAGAUGGAUACAUGCACCAAGUGGACGGGUAUACAACAACGAUUUCAAUGCCCCUAAGGUACCAGGUCAUGAUGACAUUACUGGCGAACCACUUGUGCAACGUGAAGAUGACAAGCCAGAAUCUGUACAAAAACGAUUAAAAAUAUAUUCAGAGAUGGCCGGUCCUAUAUUAAACUACUACGCCAAGCAAAACGUUUUGGUGCAAUUUUCAGGAAAGACCACCAACGAGAUUUGGCCUCAGGUCUACAAAUACUUGGCCACUAAAAUUGAACCCAAGGAAAAACUCUAAUAAAACUGUAUUGUAAUAAAUUGCUAAUGAAAAAAAUACCGUUUACACUAUUAUAUAACUAUAUUGUUCAAAGCUAUUUAUAUA
Molecule: messenger RNA, 920 nt
Organism: Sipha flava (yellow sugarcane aphid)
Lineage: Eukaryota; Metazoa; Arthropoda; Insecta; Hemiptera; Aphididae
Gene: Ak3
Product: GTP:AMP phosphotransferase AK3, mitochondrial
Exons: 3
Coding region: 162-836 (224 amino acids)
Biological process (GO): nucleobase-containing compound metabolic process
Cellular component (GO): cytoplasm; mitochondrion
Molecular function (GO): ATP binding; AMP kinase activity
Source: RefSeq, a predicted model, not a curated record